This is a messenger RNA of Mytilus trossulus (common blue mussel), 2983 nucleotides long. RefSeq names its product mitogen-activated protein kinase kinase kinase 2-like. The record is from RefSeq and is a predicted model, not a curated record. NCBI's taxonomy places the organism in Eukaryota, Metazoa, Mollusca, Bivalvia, Mytilida, Mytilidae. The transcript has 16 exons. Gene Ontology annotation, molecular function: ATP binding; protein kinase activity; protein binding. Bases 506 to 2392 code for a protein of 628 amino acids. Gene Ontology annotation, biological process: protein phosphorylation.
GAAGAUUUUAAAUUGAAGAUGAUGUUUGCAUAUGUAUUCUAAAUGUUUAUGUUUGGAAAAUUUAUUUUCAACAUGUGCUCGUGAAAUGUCACUUUUUUAAGAAUUUAAAGGAGUUAUGUAAAAUACAACGAAGAUUUAGUGAUGUAAGAAUUUAGAUUUGAUAAACUUGAAAAGUUUAAAUAGAGAUGAAUUUGAUUUGCACAGAUAAAUUAAAGAAACCAUGUUGAUUGAAGCAGAGAUGAUGUGAAAAAUGAAUGAAAAAAAGUUUUAGUGCAUCCAUGGGGUGAAUUGUGGGAUAAAUUAUGUUGUCUUUCACGUGGUGUUGUUGUGUGGAUUAUAAUUACUAUGUUUUGUGUAUUCCUUAAGAAUUGGAUUAAAUAUAAUUAUGAAUAAUGUUAAUUGGAUUAACUUAAAUUAUGGAUGUUAUUGAUUGGAUUAAUUAACUAAUUAUGGAUUAUUUAAUUGAAAUAGAGUAGUGAAAACUUGAAUCAUAUCACCUUUAACUAUGGGUGAUAAGAAGAAUGAUUUAGAUGAGGUGAUGGGUAAUAUUGAGACCCAGUUACUGAAAGGUCUGCAGUCUGGGAACAAAACAGCAGCACAGAGGGCCUACACAGACCUACAGAAAAGAGAACAAAUUUUACGGAUUAAGUGUGAAUACAAUGGCGAAAAGAGGAGUAUCAACAUACACCGACCAUUGACAUACAGCCACCUGAGAAUGAAAGUAUCAGAGAUGUAUACUAUGGAUUUAAUGAUAUUCUUUACACAGGCAAAUGGAGAGGUACACAUACCAAUCACAAAUCAAAAAGAAUUAGACGCAGCCAUUGAUCUAGUGGACAAGAAUGAGAAAAUCACAAGUCUUCGGCUAUUCCUGUCUCCUCCCGCUGGCUGUGGUUAUACUAAUGUCAGAAAACAUCAGUCCAAAGACUCGACUAGUGAGAGUGGAUUUGGUACAAUGUCUUCCAAACAUUCUGACUACAGAGAAUCACCUAGCCCACCCCCUGGACACCUGCCACAUGGAAUAUCCCAUAGUGUUUCACGUACGUCUGUUAACAGUGAGGGAGAGUUCAUUCCUGAAGAUGGGGAUGAGGGUGUCUAUCAUAGUCCAGAAGGAUCAGGGAAAAUGACCGGUAGUAUCUCCUCACUGGACAGUGGAAGUUAUGCCAGUAGUAGCCAUGGUGACACCUACCCAUUUAGAAUAAGAGCUGGUUCACGGAGAAGUGUAUUAACUGAUGCAUCAUCCAAAGAUGAAACAGCGGAUGGUAAAGUAUGGUUUGAUACGUUUCCACGGAAUUACAAUGUAAACACACAUAACACUCAUGACAUUGAAGGCCACAGAACAUUCCCGCGUGCCAGUAAUAUCGUACAGAGACGGCCUGAGUUAGGGAGCACACUUUUAUCCCGUGGGAGUUCCGGUGCUCUCAGCAAUAGUAGUAGCAGUAGUGGAUUCCCUCCUGAUCCAGACAUGGACUCUCCCGAGGGCCGACUCAGUCUAAAGAGAAAUAGUGAUAUAGAUAGCCCUGUGUUCAAUCCUGUAUCAGAUUUAGCCUUCUCUAAAUGUCUUACACCGGACAAGCCUCCCCGUGCUCCAGUAAACUGGCAGAUGGGUAAACUGUUAGGCAGUGGAGCUUUUGGAGAAGUAUACCUUUGUUAUGACAGGGAUACAGGUCGAGAACUGGCAGUCAAACAAGUCACUCUAACAAGCAUGAAUGCUGAAGCUUCUAAAGAAGUGCGAGCGUUGGAGAAUGAGAUACAAUUAUUACGGAAUUUCCAACACGAGAGAAUUGUAUCUUAUUUUGGUUGUCAACAGGGUAAAACUAGCUUAUCUAUAUUCAUGGAAUACUUAUCUGGGGGUUCUUUGAAAGAUUUACUUAACAAAUAUGGGGCAUUAACCGAAGUGGUUUGUCGCAAAUAUACUCGCCAAGUGUUAGAAGGGCUGGCCUUUCUUCACAAAAAUGUUAUUGUUCAUCGAGAUAUUAAAGCUGCUAAUAUUUUACGUGACAGUGAAGGCAAUGUUAAAUUAGGAGAUUUUGGUUCUUCUAAACGUUUACAGACAAUUUGUAGCAUAGCAGGACUUAAAACUGUUGUUGGUACUCCGUACUGGAUGGCUCCAGAAGUCAUCAACGGAGAGGGAUACGGCAGAAAAGCUGACAUUUGGAGUUUAGGUUGUACUAUAGUAGAAAUGUUAACUCAAAGACCUCCUUAUGCAGAUUAUGAAUCGAUGGCAGCCAUUUAUAAAAUCGCCACAGAAGAUCAUCCUCAAUAUAAACUCCCUAGUAACACGUCAAAAGAAUGUGUACUAUUGUUGUCCUCGACUUUUAAGAAAAACGUUAAAGAUCGGCCAACAGCAGAAGAUUUGUUACGGCAUAGAUUUGUGGUCAGUGGGCCGACGUGAUCUAUAUAUUUAUCAAAAUAUUGACCAAUAUCGAACAAAACCACCAAAAGUCUUUCAGAAUGAUCAGAACAUGGGAGAUAAUCACAAAUUGUUUGUGUUGUCAAGGGAGAUAAUCGCAAUGAAAAUUAGUUUGUGUCGUCCACAUUGAGGUUGCUUUGUACAAAAUGAUCGGCCAGUGUACUUAGACGAUUUAAAAAUUUCCAUUGUAGACCUAUGUAUAAAUAAAGCUACAUAGAAUCUAUAAAACAUUUUGGAAGUUGAGAAAAGAUAUUAUACAAGUCUGUGAAAGUUUGGUAAAGAAAGAUAUGAAAUGUUUACAAGUCAGUGAAAAUUUUCAAAAGAUGAUUACUUGAAAUAUUUCAACAUUAAAAACUCAUCUGGAAAAAAACCCACUUUUGUAAUAUGGAUAUAUUUGUAACUAUUAGUUUCUAAGUGAACCAAGCGGUGUUGAGUUGAAGAAUGUUUGAUGAUCCACUUAGUAAUCUAGAAAUAAAGGAUUUGAAUUCAUAUUUUAAAGAACAGAUUAUUUAAAAGGAGAGGAUAGUAGAAGACCAUGACUGAAAUCAAAAACUAAUAGCUACAAGAUCAAAG